CAAUUUCGUGGCUUAGUUUAGAAACUGCUGGGGCAUUUUUGUAAACUCACAUUUUAUCUCCUCUUCCUACAUAAACCCAGUCUCCCCAUCCUUGCCUCAACAACGCUUAUUUCGCAUUAUUAGUUUCUUGGGUUUCAGCAACAUUUUUUUUCUCUUAUAUUCUCAUCAUUCUAAAGAAUCCAAAGCUCUUAGAAUAGAGAGAGAGAGAAAGAGUAAGAAAGCAAGAACAAGAGAGUUUCUUCAGCCAUUGAUGGCCAGCCGUGUUCCCCGAGGAAACCUUUCGAAAAGCCUACGUCACUUCACCAGGCCUCUAAACUCGGCGGCCUCGUCCUCGGCCUUCUCGUCUCCGGCCGUCCCGCCGCUUAAUUUCGCCGAGAAAUCUGAUACGUCCGUCGUAGAGGAAUUCCAAACUGGAGGCCCCGGGGUGUUUGACGUGUACAACACUCAGAAACUGUUCUCUUCAAUUCCGACGACGAGGCUGCUGAGGGCGUCGGCAAACAUCCACGUCGCGGCGAUCGAAUCUGUGGUAGACUUGGGAAUGUGGCUGAUGAAAUCUAAGCUGAUGGAGACGGAGUUGGUAAGGAACGUCGUUAUGGAAACCAUACGUCACACGUUUUUUGAGCAUUUUUGCGCCGGUGAGGACACGGCCGCCGCCGGCCAAACCAUCUUGAAGCUUCGCGAAGCUGGUCUAAGAGGUAUGCUGGUGUACGCAUUGGAGUACGCCACCGAUAACGAGUCAUGCGAUCGUAAUCUUGAAGGCUUUCUUCGCACCGUUGAAUCAACCAAGUCUCUUCCUCCUUCCUCUGCGAGUUUCAUCAUUGUGAAAAUCUCGGCAAUUUGUCCCAUGGCUGUGCUUGAGAGAGCCAGUGACUUGCUUAGAUGGCAUCACAAGGACCCUUCGUUUAAUCUCCCAUGGAAGCUCGACAGCUUGCCCAUUUUUGCAGACUCCAGCCCAAUGUACCACACCCUUAAAAAACCAGAACCAUUAACCCUAGAAGAAGAGAGAGACCUCCACUUAGGCUACGAGAGACUCCUCAAACUGUGUCAAAAAUGCACCGAGGCCAAUGUCCCUCUCUCGGUUGAUGCCGAACACACUUCAGUUCAGCCCAUCCUUGAUUAUUUAACGUACGCUUCAGCUGUUGUGUACAAUAAAAAUGACAGACCGAUUGUGUAUGGAACGAUCCAAGCUUACCUCAAGGACGCAAAAGAUAGGUUGCUUCUGGCUGCCAAGGCCGCCGAGGAUAUGGGCAUCCAAAUGGGGUUCAAAGUUGUGAGAGGAGCUUAUAUGUCCACCGAGACCAAGAUAGCUUCUUCUUUGGGCUAUGAAUCUCCCAUUCACAACAAUAUUCAAGACACUCAUGACUGCUACAACGACUGCGCUUCCUUCAUGCUCGAAAAAAUCGCUAAUGGGUCUUGCGCUUUGGUUCUUGCAAGUCAUAAUGUUGAGUCAGGGAGACUGGCCGCGGCGAAAGCUCAUGAUUUGGGGAUUGGAAAAUUGAACCAUAGGCUUGAAUUUGCACAGCUUUAUGGGAUGGCAGAGUCGUUAUCGUUUGGUUUACGAAAUGCAGGGUUUCAAGUAAGCAAGUAUAUGCCGUUUGGGCCUAUAGAUAUGGUGAUGCCUUAUCUUUUGCGAAGGGCCGAAGAGAAUAGGGGUCUUUUGUCUGCUUCCUCUCUUGACAGGCACCUCAUGAGGACUGAAUUGAAGAGGAGACUAAAAGCAGCCAUCGUGGGAGCCUAGGACGCACCUCAACGGAGCUCGUUUGAAUCGCUCACAGUACCAAACCAAUAUGUACAUAUAGGAUAAAUAGUGUUGGUGGUGUUUUAAGUAGUAGUACUACUUUAAUCAUGUCGGUUAGGGAAAGGCUACUUCCAUUUUGUUUUUGUGUAACCUAAAUCUUCCAAAGUUUAGUAAUAAUAAUAAAAGUAAACUAUGUUAUUUAUGGUC
This is a messenger RNA of Humulus lupulus (European hop), 1945 nucleotides long. RefSeq names its product proline dehydrogenase 2, mitochondrial-like. The transcript has 4 exons. The record is from RefSeq and is a predicted model, not a curated record. Lineage: Eukaryota; Viridiplantae; Streptophyta; Magnoliopsida; Rosales; Cannabaceae. Bases 251 to 1738 code for a protein of 495 amino acids. Gene Ontology annotation, molecular function: proline dehydrogenase activity; FAD binding. Gene Ontology annotation, cellular component: mitochondrion.